AUGAACUUCAAAAAGCUUUUUUCAUGUUUUCGACGCAGACCUCCUGCGCCUACAGAAGACAUAUCCUCAAACCCAUAUGCCUAUCCCACGUUUCCUCCUCCGCCGCCAGAGGAGCUUUUGGCACGAAGUUCAUAUUACAAUAACCUGCUGAACCAACGCGAAAACACUGCUCCACUUGAUUCCCCAGGCGAUACGCCCCUCUUCGCCCUCUAUCGCCUUUACGAACACCUUGUGCUUAACCGUACCACUGGUAUUCGCAAUGAACUCAAGCGGUUUUGGUUUAAUCGCUGGCCUGUAUCAUCAAUUCCGGAUCCUCUAGAUCAUUCCGAACCAGCUCGAUAUGCGGUUUUAGCUUGUAUUCCCGCUCUAAUAACAUUGGCAUUCAACAGAAGGAUAGAGCUAGGGUUGCCUAGACGUGCGGACCCUAUUAUUACCAUGGAGGAGAUAGAGGAGUUUCGGAAUGAGGAGAGGAUAUAUGAACAUGUCCCUGAGUGGACAUUAUCCGUGAAGCCACUGCAAGAAGUGCUGAAGAUACCCCAUGAUGGAGGAGGGACCCUGGACUCAUUUGAUGAUAAGAGAGCAAGCCCGCAGCUCAGAGAAAAGAACAUUUUGUGCUGGAAGCCACAUAUUCACUUUAUUUAA
This is a messenger RNA of Ophidiomyces ophidiicola, 642 nucleotides long. RefSeq lists its product as uncharacterized. The coding region runs from base 1 to 642 and encodes 213 amino acids. Lineage: Eukaryota; Fungi; Ascomycota; Eurotiomycetes; Onygenales; Onygenaceae. The transcript has 2 exons. The record is from RefSeq and is a predicted model, not a curated record.